Molecule: messenger RNA, 3697 nt
Organism: Nilaparvata lugens (brown planthopper)
Lineage: Eukaryota; Metazoa; Arthropoda; Insecta; Hemiptera; Delphacidae
Product: ATP-dependent DNA helicase DDX11
Exons: 16
Coding region: 129-2636 (835 amino acids)
Biological process (GO): establishment of sister chromatid cohesion; nucleobase-containing compound metabolic process
Cellular component (GO): nucleus
Molecular function (GO): DNA binding; hydrolase activity, acting on acid anhydrides, in phosphorus-containing anhydrides; ATP binding
Source: RefSeq, a predicted model, not a curated record
CUCAGAAGUCUCGGCGGCUUUUGAUGAUAAGUUUGGUUAUGUUUACAACUUCACAAUAUUUGGAAUUUGCAAGAGUUCCUGUUACUUUCAGAAAUAAAGAUUGAAGGUGUCUAAACAAACUUCUUACAAUGGAUGUAAAAUUAGAACAUGAAGAACUUGUACCUCCAGAAGAAUUUCCAUUCCCAUUUGAACCGUAUAGUAUCCAGAAGGAUUUCAUGAAGAAUCUGUUCCUAAGCCUUGAACAUGGAAAACUUGGGAUCUUUGAGAGUCCUACAGGAACAGGUAAAUCUCAGAGUUUGAUAUGCGGCUCCCUCAAAUGGCUGCUUGAACAUGAAGAGCGACAGAAGAGACAGCUAGCCAAUCAGAUUGCCAAACUGACAAUCAGUGAUGAGAGUACAGAUAAAGCCUGUGAUUGGAUAAAAGCACAGGCCAAGCAACUGGAGAAAACGCAUUCCAAGAGACAGCUGCAAAUUCAACUCGAUACCAUCACCAAAAAAGAGGAAAGGUUACAACUGUUGAAGAAAACUGUUAGAGAAAAGAAAAUAGCUGAAAGAAAAAUGGAUAAUGCCAGAGUGCAAAAGGUGAAACACGCCAACGAAAAUGAAUGUAAUGACGUAAUUGAAGAAAUGGACAAAGAAAAAGAUGAUUAUUUGUUGGAAGAUGAUACUGAGGCACAAAAGGCUGAAGAUCCUGAUGAAGCAGAUGAAGAGGAUGGUCCAACAGAUGUGCAAAUAAUAAUCUGCAGCAGAACCCAUUCACAACUGUCACAGCUUGUGGGAGAAAUCAAGAAGAGUCCGUACCAUGACAAAGUUCGAAUUGUAGUGCUGUCGUCUAGAAAUAACUAUUGUAUCAAUCCUUCAGUACGGAGACUGGGAUCAUUGGCACUUAUUAAUGAAAGAUGCUGCGACCUACAGAACAAGAAACGCGACAAGACAACGGCAGUGAACGAGGAGGGAGUGGGGGUGAAGAAGUCGCGACACAAUGUGAGCAGGGGGGGUUGCCCCUACCGACCCCCCGCCCCCUUGCUCGGCCAGGAGACCCUCUGUGACGUCAUGGAUAUGGAGGAUGUCCUAGCAAGGGGAAAGGCCAUCAAUGCAUGUCCCUACUACGCUGCUAGGUCGGCUGUCCAAGAUGCUCAGCUAGACCGUGCUCAUAAACAACUGGUUUCAUACCGAGACAAAUACAAGACUCGAUUCACUGCUUCGAAUAUUCUCAACUUGAACCAGCUUAUAUUCGUGGUGAACCGACUCAUUCAACUCAUAAAACUUGAUCCGAAAAAAGACAACCAAGAUGACGCCAAAGUGAUGGUGAUGUAUGAUUUCCUCCUGAAUGCAUGUAUUGAUAAUUUAAAUAUGUACAAUUUAUUGAACUUCUGCAAGCUAAGUAAGCUGACUCAAAAGCUCCAAGGAUUUGUUCAGAAUCACGAUUUUUCGAAAGAGAAAUUAAGCAAUACACCAAAAGAUGAGAAUAAAACCAGCGGUCUCCAGUCAUUUCUGAAAGAAAUUCAGGCAUCAUCAAAUAAGAAGAAAAAUUCUAAAGUUGAGCCAGUACCCGCUGCCAACAUUGAUAAAUCAGCUGACGAGAAACCUCACGAUGGCAUGGCUUCCAACGCGAUGCCAGCUGUGGAGGCAUUCCUGGAGUGUCUGACCAAUCCAUGCGAGGAUGGCAGGAUCAUUGUGACUCCAACCACCAGUUCACAGGCGGGCAGUAUCAAGUUCCUCCUGCUCAAUCCGGCUUCCCAUUUCGUCGAUGUUGUCACAGAAGCCAGAUCAGUGGUAGUCGCAGGUGGCACAAUGAAGCCUAUAGCCGAGUUCAGAGACCAGCUUUUCGGUGGAGCUGGGGCGAACAAAGAUCGAAUUUUGCACUUUUCUUGCGGUCAUGUUGUCAGCCCUGAUCGCAUCCUGCCCAUUGUGCUGACCAGUGGGCCAACCAAACAAACUUUCGACUUUUCCUACGGCAACCGGGAUAGCACUGAUAUGUUGAACGAGCUAGGACGAGUUCUAGUCAAUCUCUCAAAUAUUGUUCCAGCUGGCAUUGUGUGCUUCUUAACCUCCUACGGAUAUGAAAAAACUGUGAUCAAUCAUUUGGAAAAGACUGGAGUUUUGGAGAAAAUCGCUGUCAAAAAGAAGAUAUUCCGAGAACCCAAGAAGUCAAACCAAGUUGAAAAAGUUUUACAAGACUACGCCAAAACAAUUAAAACCGCUUCUAGCGGUGUUACAAGCUCAAAAGUGAACGGUGCUUUAUUGUUCAGUGUUGUUGGUGGAAAGUUGAGUGAAGGUCUAAAUUUUUCCGACGACCUUGGAAGAUGUGUGAUACUAUUUGGACUUCCUUACCCCAACAUCAAAUCGGCCCAACUUCAAGAGAAGAUGUCGUAUCUGUCUUCAGUCUACGGAAACAAAGCGGGUGAUGAACACUACGAGAACCUCUGCAUGAAAGCGGUAAACCAAACCAUAGGACGUGCAAUUCGCCAUAUGGGAGACUACGCCACCAUAUGGUUGGUAGAUAAGAGAUUCUCAAGGCCGACGAUACAGUCUCAACUGCCGGAAUGGAUUCAAACGUCGCUGGUCUCUGAGAGUCUGUUCGGUCCUGCUGUGGGAGCCACUGCCAGGUUCUUUGCAAAGAGGAAGAAGAGUUAAUGUAAUUAUCACUUCAUUUAUUUAUUGUAAACAAUCCUACCAAUUAUUAUGUUUAAUUUAUGUAAGCUUUGUUUCUUAUCAAUGAUUUGCGUUAUUUUAAAAUUAUUUUUAUUUUCAUCUAAUUUAGUUACCUGUGUUGUAAUUUGCCUUUAGAGAAUUGAACAACUUUAAUCCGCUGAAUUAUUCUACAAUAAUCACGUCUAUAUAAAAUUGAUACAUCUAUAUCAUUACAUGUUUGAUACAUCUAUAGUACGGUCCACGUUAUAAUGUCAGUAUUUGAUUAACAUUGGUCUUGCUAUCCUUGUCUAUCAUUCGAUAAAGCUGAUAGCGCUAUCCUUUUCUAGCUCCACAACGCUACCAGAUCGUUAUUCAACAAUUUAGAAAUAUAAUCUGGCAAGGCAGAGAAUCAACAACGCCGUUCUCGUAUCCUUUUUCACUGCCAUUAUAACGUGGACCUCACUAUAUAUCUGUAUUGCUUACCUUAUCCAAUAAAUAAAUAUCAAAUUCAGAGGUAUAGUUGAGUGAACAAUUUUCCAAUAGUGAACAAUCUAUUGAAUCUAUUUUAUAAUACAAUUCAUUAUUCACCGUAUAUUCUUUAUCAAAUUAAUUCAGUAAUACAGCUUAAAGCAAGCUUUGCUCAGAGCUUAGCAUGAAAUAAUCUUCUGGUGAAUAAGUCAAUAUCACACUAUCAUUAUACAAUUUGUAAUCAUGUAUAAAUUGAAAUACCUAUCAUCAUCAUAAUCAUCAUCCAUCAUGGACUAGGCUUGUAAAGCCUGUUCCAGUGUCCACCGCUUCUGAUAUGUCUCUUUUUCCAUCCAACUGCAACUUCCAAGCUUGUUGUACCUAUUUAAAAUAUGAAGGUAUUUAUUGAAACCCUACUCAGCACUUUAACCAUGAAGAGAAUAAAGACCUAGGCUAGUUAUUUAUUUUUUAUGCUGUAUGUUUUAUUUUUAUGCUUUAUGUUUUAUUUUUUAUGCUUUAGGCUAUGUUUCAUUUUUAUCCUUUUUGUUCUGUUUAUUUUUUUAUUGAUGUGAUAAUAAAUAAUUAUUGAUUUAUAUUCA